Molecule: messenger RNA, 1476 nt
Organism: Kwoniella shivajii
Lineage: Eukaryota; Fungi; Basidiomycota; Tremellomycetes; Tremellales; Cryptococcaceae
Product: 6-phosphogluconate dehydrogenase, decarboxylating 1
Exons: 8
Coding region: 1-1476 (491 amino acids)
Biological process (GO): pentose-phosphate shunt, oxidative branch; pentose-phosphate shunt
Cellular component (GO): cytosol
Molecular function (GO): phosphogluconate dehydrogenase (decarboxylating) activity; NADP binding
Source: RefSeq, a predicted model, not a curated record
AUGUCUUCUGAACUUGCCGACGUUGGUCUUAUCGGUUUGGCCGUUAUGGGUCAAAACUUGAUCCUUAACAUGAACGACAAAGGAUUCAAGGUCUGUGCCUACAACCGAACUACCUCAAAGGUCGAUGCUUUCCUUGCCAACGAGGCCAAAGGAACCAACAUCAUUGGAGCUCACUCUAUCCAAGAACUUACUUCCAAGCUUAAGACUCCUCGACGAAUUAUCUUACUCGUCAAAGCCGGUCAAGCCGUUGAUGACUUCAUCGCUCAACUCGAACCUCACCUUGAGAAAGGUGAUAUCAUCAUCGACGGUGGUAACUCCCACUACCCUGACUCCAUCCGACGAACCCACGAGCUCGAAGCCAAGGGUUUACUCUUCGUCGGUUCAGGUGUAUCAGGUGGUGAGGAAGGUGCUAGAAACGGUCCUUCUUUGAUGCCCGGUGGUUCCGAUGCCGCUUGGCCCCACAUCAAGGAAAUUUUCCAAAAAACCGCUGCUCAAGCUGAAGGUGAACCUUGUUGUGAUUGGGUCGGUGAAACCGGUUCAGGACAUUACGUCAAGAUGGUUCACAACGGUAUCGAAUACGGAGACAUGCAAUUGAUCGCCGAAGCUUACGAUAUCCUCAAACGAGGUCUCGACCUCGACGAGUCAGAGAUCGCCGACAUCUUCACCAAGUGGAACACCGGUGUCCUCGACUCUUUCCUCAUCGAGAUCACCCGAGAUAUCCUCAAAUUCAACGACACUGACGGUGUCCCCAUGGUCCGAAAGAUUCUCGACAAAGCCGGUCAAAAAGGUACCGGUAAAUGGACUGCCAUCGAUGCCCUCGACAACGGUAUGCCCCUCACCCUUAUCGGUGAAGCCGUCUUUGCUCGAUGUCUUUCUGCCGUUAAAGACGAGCGAGUAAGAGCAUCCAAGCUCAUCGCUGGUCCCGAGAGACAACCCUUCCAAGGUGACAAACAACAAUUCAUCGAUGACCUCGAGCAAGCUCUUUACGCUUCCAAGAUCAUUUCAUACGCUCAAGGUUUCAUGCUCAUGAGAGAAGCUGCCAAGGUCAACAGCUGGCACUUGAACAACGCCGGUAUCGCUGCCAUGUGGAGAGGUGGAUGUAUCAUUAAAUCCGUUUUCCUUUCCGACAUCACCGGUGCUUACCGAGAAAACCCCGAUCUUGAAAACUUGUUGACCGCUCCAUUCUUCUUGAAAGCUUUGGCUACCGCUCAAGCAGGUUGGAGACGAGUUAUCGCUCAAUCUACACUUUGGGGUAUCCCAAUCCCUGCUUUCACCACUGCUCUUUCAUUCUUCGAUGGUUACAGAACUGAAACUUUACCUGCAAACCUUAUUCAAGCUCAACGUGAUUUCUUCGGUGCUCACACUUUCAGAGUUGUCCCAGGAAUGGGUAACGACCACCUCAGUGAAAGUGAAGAUGUUCACGUCAGAUGGACCGCUACUUCCGGUAACGUUUCUUCUUCCACUUACAACGCUUAA